Messenger RNA from Encephalitozoon hellem ATCC 50504, 513 nucleotides. RefSeq lists its product as uncharacterized. Lineage: Eukaryota; Fungi; Microsporidia; Unikaryonidae. The transcript has a single exon. Bases 1 to 513 code for a protein of 170 amino acids. The record is from RefSeq and is a predicted model, not a curated record.
AUGAGACGGAUACUAGAGGAUAGGCUCAUGAGGUAUUUGAAGGAAGUAGGAUAUGAGGCUGUUGAAAGAAAGGCAUUGGAGGUUUACAUGGCCUCUCUUGAGGCCUAUAUGCUUGAGCAUCUAAAGGGCGUUGUAUCUGUUUCCAGGCAUGGAUUAAAGUCUCAUUCGACCUUGUUAGAUGUCUUAUGGUUUAUAGAGGGGAAAAAGCUUGAGCUUCCGCCUUUUGAGAGAAUAGAAUACGAGGAAGAGGAGGUUGUGAGGGAGGAGAAGUUUGUUAGUCCUCUGUCAUCGAGCAUUGAGAAGUACAUCCAUAUAUACGACUUCAUGCCGAGCUUUCCGCCCACACAUGCAUUUAGACAGACGAUUGUCAAAGGAGGAAGCAAGGGCAGCAAGUCUAUGAAUGUGAAGAACAGACUAGAGCAGAGCCUGAGGACUGAGGGGAAUCUAUUGAAGCUGAUCCGGGCCUCUGGAUCCCUUCCACCGUUUGUCAACUUCCUGUAUAAGAAUGAGUGA